This is a messenger RNA of Spinacia oleracea (spinach), 1606 nucleotides long. RefSeq lists its product as uncharacterized. NCBI's taxonomy places the organism in Eukaryota, Viridiplantae, Streptophyta, Magnoliopsida, Caryophyllales, Amaranthaceae. The transcript is spliced from 9 exons. Gene Ontology annotation, cellular component: Golgi apparatus. Bases 317 to 1351 code for a protein of 344 amino acids. The record is from RefSeq and is a predicted model, not a curated record.
AAAUUAGACAAGAGGAGAAAAACUGAAAUGUGUGGGAAAAUGUAAAAGAGCUGGCUUACAAUCGUUGCUGCUGAUACCAGAAAACAACUGUGAGAACGAAAGUGAGCUGUAACUGUAAUCUAUGAUCCAUCAUAAUUCUCACCCCCUCCCAGUUUCCUCUGUCCUGAUUCGUCGUCCGAUUUCCUAAACCCUAAGUUUUUUCUCCCCAAUUGACCUCAGAUUCGCUUCCAAUCUCAACAAAUUUAUCAUCAACUUUUGUGCUAUUUGUCCCUUAAUUCACAAUUUUUUUUGAGGGGCUACAUAAUUUGUCAAUGCAAUGGUGGUCUGCAAAUGCCGCAAAGCAACUAAGCUAUACUGUUUCGUGCACAAGACUCCUGUUUGUGGAGAAUGCAUAUGCUUUCCUGAACACCGAAUUUGUGUGGUCCGCACCUACUCAGAGUGGGUAAUAGAUGGAGAGUAUGAUUGGCCUCCUAAUUGCUGUAAAUGCAAAGCUGUGCUCGAGGAAGGAACAGAUCCUCAAACUACUCGCCUUGGCUGCUUGCAUGUUAUACAUACAAAUUGCUUGGUUUCGCACAUUAAAAGUUCUCCUCCGCACACAGCACCAGCUGGAUAUGUCUGCCCUGCAUGCUCAACUUCGAUAUGGCCUCCAAAAAAUUUCAAGGAUUCAGGAUCACACCUUCAUUCAAAGCUUAAGGAGGCAAUUACGCAAACUGGUCUUGAGAAAAGUGUUUUUGGAAGCCAUCCUGUCUCAAUGACAGCACCAGACCGCGGUCCACCCCCUGCCUUCUCUUCAGAUCCCUUGAAGCGUGUAUCAGGUGCUGGAGGCAUCGAAGGAAUGAAAAAUGAAGCAACAGUUGGUGUUGGAACAGGCUCAUCUAGAGCUACUACACAAGAUAUUGUAGAGAUAGAGGGUUCUCCCGCUAGUUCUAAUCAUGAGCCUAAUUUUGUUAAAGCUGGAAGUCCCGCAACUGCUGGGGCUACUACACGGAAAGGUACAAUACAUGUUGAAAGGCAGAACUCUGAAAUUUCAUAUUUUGCCGAUGAUGAGGAUGGGAACAGGAAGAAGUACUCUCGAAGAGGUCCUUUUCGUCAUAAGUUCCUCAGAGCACUGCUGCCCUUCUGGUCUAGUGCUUUGCCCACUUUGCCAGUAACUGCUCCAUCUCGUAAGGACUCGUUAAAUGCUGAUGAUAUUACAGAAGGACGUGUGCGGCAUCCGAGAUCAUCAAGAAUGGAUCCAAGAAAAAUUCUCCUUUUCAUAGCCAUAAUGGCAUGCAUGGCAACAAUGGGUAUCCUCUAUUACAGACUUGCUCAAAGUAGCCUGGGCCAGGAAAUGCCUAAUGAUGAGCAAUAGUGAUUUGCUGUGUAAGUUAUUAAUACCAAUUGGAAGAAAGUUUAUACCAUCCUUCACUGUUUGAGUCUCUUGGCCAGUUGUCUGAUUCUUCUAAUGUGUAGACCUCAUCGCUAGGUGUUUUUUUGUUUUUUGGUUCUUUUAAAUGUCACUACACCAUGUCUCUAUAUAGAACUGUUAAACCUCACUUGAUGACAAAUUUUCAUCUCCACUUCUCAUUUUGUUUUCAUAUUGGCGAGGAGUUUCUAUUCUUUUUCA